Molecule: messenger RNA, 805 nt
Organism: Prosopis cineraria
Lineage: Eukaryota; Viridiplantae; Streptophyta; Magnoliopsida; Fabales; Fabaceae
Product: putative expansin-A30
Exons: 2
Coding region: 1-795 (264 amino acids)
Biological process (GO): plant-type cell wall organization
Cellular component (GO): extracellular region
Source: RefSeq, a predicted model, not a curated record
AUGGCUUCCAUCGUUCGCUUUUGUAACUCCUUCUUACUUACAUGGAUCCUCAUCGUCACAGUAACCAGAAUCCUGGCAGAAGCCGGCGCCGGAGUGUUCAGACCCAAACCUUGGGCUCUUGCCCACGCCACCUUUUACGGCGAUGAGACUGCUUCCGCCACAAUGGGUAUGAGCGUGUGGUACGGAAACUUGUUCAUGGAUGGAUACGGCACAGACACAGUAGCACUGAGCUCCACACUCUUCAACAAUGGCUUCGCUUGUGGCACAUGUUACCAAAUCAAAUGUUACCAAUCAAGCGCCUGUCACAAAGACGCGAUGUUUACCACCGUGACGGCCACCAACCUAUGUCCACCGAACUGGGCAGAACCCUCCGACAACGGCGGCUGGUGCAACCCGCCGCGCGUGCACUUUGACAUGUCAAAGCCAGCAUUCAUGAAAAUAGCAGACUGGAAGGCAGGGAUCGUGCCGGUGGCAUACCGACGAGUGCCCUGCCAGAGGAACGGAGGGCUGAGAUUCGUUUUCCAAGGGAAUGGAUACUGGCUACUGGCGUACGCGAUGAAUGUGGGAGGAGGAGGAGACAUAGGAAGCAUGUGGGUGAAAGGAAGUGGAACGGGAUGGAUCAGUAUGAGCCAUAAUUGGGGAGCCUCGUAUCAGGCAUUUGCUACGUUAGGAGGACAAGCUUUGUCAUUUAAGUUAACAUUGUAUACCACAAGACAGACUGUUAUUGCUUGGAAUGUUGCUCCUUCUAGUUGGUGUGUUGGUCUCACUUAUUCCUCCAAUGUUAACUUUCGCUGAAGAAGAAGAA